This is a messenger RNA of Salvia splendens (bonfire salvia), 621 nucleotides long. RefSeq lists its product as uncharacterized. The record is from RefSeq and is a predicted model, not a curated record. The transcript has a single exon. Lineage: Eukaryota; Viridiplantae; Streptophyta; Magnoliopsida; Lamiales; Lamiaceae. The coding region runs from base 1 to 621 and encodes 206 amino acids.
AUGGCACCAUACGAGGCAUUAUAUGGAAGAAAGUGCAGAUCGCCACUUUACUGGGAUGAAGUUGGUGAAAGAAAAAUGCUAGGUCCAGAUUUGAUAAAUGACAUGAUUGAGAUCGUGAGGCAAAUUCGAUUGAGAAUCAAGGAGGCACAAGAUCGGCAAAAGUCUUAUUUCGAUGCACGUCGGACGGAGUUGAAGUUUAACAUCGGAGAUAAGGUGUUUUUGAAGAUAUCUCCUUCUAAAGGGAUAACUAGGUUUGGAAUCAAAGGAAAAUUGAAGCCACGUUUCAUCGGGCCUUACGAGGUUCUUGACGAAGUAGGUCCGGUGGCAUAUCGUUUGGCAUUACCACCAAGCUUGGGAAAUGUACACAACGUGUUUCAUGUGUCUCAACUCCGGAAAUAUGUUUAUGACCCGAAGCACAUAAUCCACUAUGAAGAGGUUAGUCUAACACCAGAUUUAAACUAUGAAGAGAAACCUAUAGCUAUCCUUGAUCAAAAGAUACAACAGUUACGGAAUAAGUCAAUAUCAACAGUGAAAGUUUUGUGGAAUCACCAUGGACAAGAAGAGGCAACAUGGGAGUUAGAGGAGAAAAUGAGAGAACAAUACCCAGAAAUGUUUAUGUAA